Molecule: messenger RNA, 1305 nt
Organism: Hirsutella rhossiliensis
Lineage: Eukaryota; Fungi; Ascomycota; Sordariomycetes; Hypocreales; Ophiocordycipitaceae
Product: inosine-uridine preferring nucleoside hydrolase domain-containing protein
Exons: 4
Coding region: 1-1305 (434 amino acids)
Biological process (GO): purine nucleoside catabolic process
Cellular component (GO): cytosol
Molecular function (GO): purine nucleosidase activity
Source: RefSeq, a predicted model, not a curated record
AUGGCUCCUCACAAAAUCAUCAUCGACACCGACCCAGGUGUCGACGACAUCAUGGCCAUGCUCCUCGCUCUCAGCGCCUCUCCCGACGAGCUCGACGUCGCCAUGCUAUCCGUGACAUAUGGCAAUGUUCCCCUGCAGAGCUGCCUGCGCAACGUCGUCGCCCUUUUCCAUGUCCUGGAAAAGGAGCUUGCCUGGAGAAAGCAGACCGGCCGCCUCGAGGGCUACGGCGCCAUGAAGGCGUCCAAGCCCAUCGUUGCCGUCGGCCCCGAGCACUCCCUCGAGGACGAGGUCCUCAUGGCCGACUAUUUCCAUGGGGAGGAUGGGUUGCACAACGUCCACGACACGCAUCCCCAUCUAUGUCCCGCCGACACUUGGAAGUCUCUUUUCCACAACGAGGCCGACGCCUCGCCCGACGACUCCGUCGUGUCGCCUUAUUUCACGCCGUCAAAGCAGCCCGCCCAUCUCGAGAUUCUGCGCAUCCUCCGCGAAAACCCCGUCGACACCGUCUCCAUCCUCGCCGUCGGGCCUCUGACCAACGUCGCCCUCGCCGCCGCUGAGGAUCCAGAGACGUUCCUCCGAGUCAGGGAGCUGGUGGUCAUGGGUGGCGCCGUCCAUGUCGAGGGGAACGUGACGCCCGUCGCCGAAUUCAACUGCUAUGCAGAUGCCGUCGCUGCGGCUCGCCUCUAUGCCCUCACGUCCAUGACGCCGGCGUCCACGAUGCCUCCCAUUCCCGCAAAGCUCUCGACCCUUCCGCCGUACCCGCCCAAGCUGUGGCGCCAGCUCAGGCUGACCCUGGCCCCCCUCGACAUCACCACCCCCCAUUUGAUCACAAAGAACUACUUUGCCGUGCGCAUACAGCCGCACAUUGAUGCCGGCAGCCCGCUCGCCACGUGGACGUCGCACUUUAUCAAGGGUGCAUUUUCCAAGAUUGAGUCGAUGGAGGGUGACGGCAACGAGCCGGGCCUGUCCCUGCACGACCCACUGACUGUCUGGUACAUCUUGACGCGCGACGACCCCCUCUGGAAGUUUCCCGCCAAACUGGAGGACAUCCGCAUCGAAACCUCGGGCCAGUGGACGCGAGGCAUGCACGUCGUCGACAAGCGCCUGAGAGCAAAGCCCGCCGAGGCUGCAGCAGCGGUUUCUUCGGAUCCUCGCGACGACGUCGAGGUGGUCACGCUGGACGAGGUUCCCGGAGACACCAUGGGGUGGCUGAGCGUCCGCAAGGGGAACAGGAUCAACCGCAUCAUUGCAUCGCCAGGCGAGGAGGUCUUCAAGGACGUCUGGAUGAGUCGUGUGUUUGCCUGA